This is a messenger RNA of Neurospora tetraspora, 1584 nucleotides long. RefSeq names its product Mur ligase. Gene Ontology annotation, molecular function: ATP binding; tetrahydrofolylpolyglutamate synthase activity. Bases 1 to 1584 code for a protein of 527 amino acids. Lineage: Eukaryota; Fungi; Ascomycota; Sordariomycetes; Sordariales; Sordariaceae. Gene Ontology annotation, biological process: tetrahydrofolylpolyglutamate biosynthetic process. The record is from RefSeq and is a predicted model, not a curated record. The transcript has a single exon. Gene Ontology annotation, cellular component: mitochondrion; cytosol; cytoplasm.
AUGGCCUCCUCCUCCCAGCGCACCUACGACGACGCCCUCUCCCGUCUCGCCCAACUCCAAUCCAACCGCACAAUCGUCAACCUCUUCGGUACCGACGACAACAAAAAUGACUUCCAAAACAAGCCUGCCGCCGCCGCCAAAAAGUACCUCAACUCCCUCGCCAUCCCCGAAAUGCUCUCCUGGCUCGCCCGCGCCGGCUACACGCCCUCCUCCCUCGCCGCCACAGGGCUGAAGUGCGUGCACGUUGCGGGAACAAAGGGUAAAGGGUCCGCAUCUGCACUGGUGUCGUCUAUCAUCUCCCAAUACCCUCCUACCAAUACUACCCCCGGCGGGCCAGUCGUGGUGGUAGGAACCUACACCUCCCCGCACGUCCUCUCGGUCCGCGAACGGAUCCAACUCGACAACGUGCCCAUCUCCCGCGAGAAAUUCGCGCUUUACUUCUUUGAAGUAUGGGACCGGCUUUCGCAAGCAGCCCGCGAAGCGGGCGACCCAGUAACGUCGAAUGAGGAAUACGAUGGGCCGGGGACGAAGCCUUUUUAUUUCCGGUUUUUGACCAUACUUGCUUUUCAUGUCUUUGUGCGCGAGGGGGUGAAGCAAGCGGUGAUUGAAUGUGGUAUUGGCGGGGAAUACGACUCGACGAAUUUUUUGAGUGCCGAAAGUGUCACGGCCAGUGUUGUCACGCAGUUGGGGAUUGAUCAUGUGGCGAUGUUGGGGGAUACGGUGGAGAAGAUUGCGUGGAAUAAGAGCGGGAUUUUUAGGCAGGGGGUUAGGGCUUUUACGAGGAGGUUGGAUGGUGCUGACAAAAAAGGGGUGAUGGAGGUGUUGAGGGAUAGGGCGCAGGAGAAGGGAGUGGCGGAGUUGGUGGAGGUGGAGGAUGAGGAGGUUGAGAAGUGGAAGGGCGUGGAGGGGGCGAGGCUGGAAGGACCGUUUCAGAAGUUCAAUAUGGCGUUGGCGGUGGCGGCGGCGAGGGAACAUUUGAUUAGGAUGGGGCAGAAGUUUGAGGGGGCGUUUGGGGAGGAGGGCUGGAAGUUGGAUGAUAUCCCGGCUGGGUUUGAGAAGGGGCUGAAGGAGGCUAGCCUUAAGGGGAGGUGUGAGUCGUUCAAAGACUCCAAGGGGACGGCGUGGUUCGUCGAUGGAGCGCAUACGGAGGAUAGUCUGGCGGGUGUUGGGCAGUGGUUUGCUGGCAAGGUGAAGGGGGAUGAGGUCAACGUCUUGGUGUUUAAUCAGCAGGAUAGGGACCCGGAGGUCUUGUUGAGGGCACUUCUUACAGCCGCGCAGAAGCAGAGCGGGACUUCGACGCCGGUGUUCAGCUACGCGGUGCUCACCAGGAAUGAAGAAAAGGCGCCGGUGGAAGGUGAGCCGGAGAGAGAUCUCACGGUGCAGUUGAAGGGGCAGAAGAUUUUCCAGGAAGCCAGUGCGGGGACCGAGACCUCGGUCUACAACGCAGUAGAGCCGGCUAUGGAACAGGUUCAAAAGAUCGCGGAACAGGCGCGCAGGGACGGCAAGACGUGCAAUGUUCUGGUAACGGGAAGCUUCCACCUGCUUGGUGGCGUGCUCAAGACAGUUGAGUAUGUUGAAUAUUAA